Metopolophium dirhodum (rose-grain aphid) is the source of this 633-nucleotide messenger RNA. RefSeq lists its product as uncharacterized. NCBI's taxonomy places the organism in Eukaryota, Metazoa, Arthropoda, Insecta, Hemiptera, Aphididae. The coding region runs from base 31 to 633 and encodes 200 amino acids. The record is from RefSeq and is a predicted model, not a curated record. The transcript has 5 exons.
UAUAUUUAGGGACGAUUGUGUGCUGGGUGUAUGAUAUUUGUUGUACAAAAUAGCGUACACAAAUGCAGUGAAAAUCAUUUAAAAGAAGAUACGGCUGCAGGAAUAGAAGUAAACAAGUAUAAGUUGAUAAAGUCAAAGGAUGAUGAACCAAACAUAAAUAAUAGUUUAAAAACGGUUAAUAAGAAACUACCAAAAAAUACAAAUUCUUUAGAAAUUAGUGAUUUUAAUGAUGUGUCGGCUGAGAACUAUAAAAAGUCUGAAGAAGAAGGUGUUGCUAAAAUUGAUAUGCCAAAACUCAUUGAAUUAAUUGAACCAUGUGCACCGCUUUGGAACUUCAAAUUGUCACUGAGUGAAGGAUCUGAUACGAUCAAGAGUAAUCUGUGGAAUAGUAUAUAUGUAAAUUUUAAUGGAAAAUAUUCAAUUCCUGCAUUAAAAAAAAGUUGGGAGUACUUAAAAGAAAAGUACACUAGGGAGAAAAAAAUUGCACCAUCUGGCAGUGCAUCUAUAAAAAGAGAGUGGCCUCAUUUAAAAAGUUUACAGUUUUUAGAUGACGUAGUAUUAUGUCAAAAGCGCGAAGAAUUUGAUAUAGAUGAACCUUCAAAACGGAAAAAAAGUAUGUAUUAUAUGUUAUAA